This is a messenger RNA of Phytophthora nicotianae INRA-310, 1265 nucleotides long. RefSeq lists its product as hypothetical. The record is from RefSeq and is a predicted model, not a curated record. NCBI's taxonomy places the organism in Eukaryota, Oomycota, Peronosporomycetes, Peronosporales, Peronosporaceae. The transcript has a single exon. Gene Ontology annotation, molecular function: hydrolase activity. The coding region runs from base 46 to 1233 and encodes 395 amino acids.
UACGCUCACAAGUGUUUGAGUAUUUGAGGCAGAGCGACGAUCACCAUGGCCGACCAGCAAGCGAUCCUGUGGAGUUCGCUCCUUGUAGGCACCAGUGUGGCGGUUGUAGUAGUGGGGCUCAACGCAGUUUUAAGUGGCGUGUGCCGCUCUCCGUGGGAAGCAGUGUCACUCGUGGCGAAGAUUUCAGUAGCAAUCGUGUGGACGGUUGUACACUUUAUAUCUCGAGGAUUCCGACCGCGGUUCCCCAAGUGGACACUGCGCUUCGAGAUCUUCCGUGCUGCGAUUCGAACGGUCAACGAGCUGUACGGGGAGCGUAUGGUAAAGGACGCUCGUCAUGCUCAGAUCAUCCGGGCUCAGAGCGAGGCAAUCGGCUCAGUUCUCGGCUGGUUCUACUGCCGAUGGUACGGCCGAUCCAUGGAGAGUAUCGAAUUCAACGGGUUAGAACACUUGUGGCUUCGACCGAAAACUACCCAAAAGAACAACGCUAAGCGGCUGGUGGUCAUGUAUGUCCAUGGUGGAGCGUUUUCACUACUGAGUCCAAGGUUUUACAGCUUCUACGGUGUAUCACUGGGAGCGGCGAUCGAGAGGGAGUUUGUCACGCUUAACAGCAAUGCACAACUUGACGUUUUCCUGGCUAAUUACCACAAGACGCCGGAGUUCUGCUUCCCCAAACAACCUGAAGAUAUUGUACAAGUUUACAAGUAUCUCCUGACUCAGGAAGGUCUAUCACCUAACCAAGUGAUCCUGGCUGGGGACAGCGCUGGAGGAGGCCUCGCCAUGUCAGCUUUGCUUCGUCUACGUGACUCCAGCGCCAAUCUACUGCCACUUGCGGCUAUUGUAUCAGGUCCAUUCGUUGAUCUGAGUGGAAGUGUCGACCCAGCAAGCGGUCAAAACUGCAUUCUCACUCGCAGUACCGCUGAAGCCGCUCGUGUUGUGUACCAUCCGACGUGUUCGGACCAAUCGACAUGGGCUGAUGCUUCACCGGUGCAUUGCCAUCUCAGUGGACUCCCACCAGUAUUCAUCCAAGCUGCUACGCUGGAUUAUCUUUAUCAAGACUCCGUACGCCUUAAAGAGAAAGCGAAAGCUGAUGGCGUCCAAGACUGGGAAAUGGAUGUAAACGAAGAAGUACCUCACGUGUUCUCGUUGUUUCCUUCGUGGAUAUUACCUUAUAGUAAAGUGGGCAUUCGUAAGAUGGCUGCAUUUGCAGCCGAGCAAUUCCAAAGAACUGAGUAACGUCGUUAAUAAAAAGCUUGUAUUAAAAAAAA